Coniophora puteana RWD-64-598 SS2 is the source of this 1233-nucleotide messenger RNA. RefSeq names its product WD40 repeat-like protein. Bases 1 to 1233 code for a protein of 410 amino acids. The transcript has 2 exons. Gene Ontology annotation, molecular function: protein binding. Lineage: Eukaryota; Fungi; Basidiomycota; Agaricomycetes; Boletales; Coniophoraceae. The record is from RefSeq and is a predicted model, not a curated record.
AUGUCCAUCCUAGAGUCCCAUUUUGUCCCUAACCCCGUGGGCGUCCAACUCAGGGUUUCAGAAGAGGACGAUCUUCACAAGCGCGACGGAUCCGAUUUCAACUCCAUGAGCGGCGAAGACCAGCUCGUAGAAGGCGACGACCUCAUCGGGCACGACGAAUGCAUCACCGCCAUCGCAUAUUCGCCAGACGGCACCAUGCUCGCAACCGCAUCAACCUGCAAGGAUAUCUGCAUCUGGAACCUGGCAGAAAGGAGUCUUUUCUGGGUUUACGAAUACCUAACUGCCGAGGUCCGCUCUCUCUUGUUCUCGCCAAAUGGACAGAUGCUGGCCGGAACCAUGGCAGACGAAUCCGGAAAAGCGGUCACAUUCAUCCUGUGCCUAGCUCAGCCGGAAGUCGAGCGCUUCUUCAGGCGUUACGAGCACCCAAGCGCUGCCGAAUUUCUUUUCCAAUCAAAACCGUCAGCAUGCUUCGAGCAGUUCUCUCCGGACAACAAGUUCUUCGUCUACGGCAGCGACUCUAGCGUCGGGAUGGUGCAACUUGGAAAUAAUGGGCACGAGCAGCUGCAGAUCAUGGAGCUACUCCCUAACAGCACGCUGGAGACCAUUCUACCGUUCACCCCCGACAGCCGGUACGCUCGCUUCGUCUAUCAGAUCGACGACGACAUGCCCAUGGUGAUGCGCGUCGUGGAUGUGUGGACUGGAGAUAUCGAUACGGUAAACUUGUCGCUCGGAUCAUCCGACCAAUACGCUCCCGUAGGCUCCCCCGACGGCCUGAGAAUCGCUGGGCCCGCUCCGUAUGGCCCAGGAUUUCAGAUCUGCGACGCAAUGACUGGCUUGGAGAUCGCUGGCCCCUUUGUCGCUCACUACGGCAUCCUCAAUGGGCUAUGCUUCUCUCCGGAUGGCGGUCGCAUCGUCGAUUGCUCGGAGGAUGGCAGCUUCAUCGUCUGGGACGCCUAUACGGGAGAAAAGAUAUGGGAGCCGCUCGUGCGCGUGGAUGAAGCAAUCGGUGGAAUGACCUCCAUAUGCUAUUCUCCCCGCGGAGACUAUCUUGUUGGCGGUUUCUUCACUACUUUGGCUAUUUGGGACGCUCAAUCAGGCGAGAUUGUGUCCGGACAUCCCCUCGUCCAUAAGAUGUUUAGCUUCGAUACUGACUCGCUGACGCACCAUGGCGGGCGUGCCUGCGACGCAUUGCGGACAGGAGUCGAGUUUCACCACGUCGGUCGGUCCUGGUGA